CUUAAUGAUUAUUUAUUGUCAAAUGUCACUAAUGUCAAUGUAAGUUACCAGUUACUGCUUAUUGCUACCUUGUAAUAUUGAAUUUUGCCUUGUAAAUGUAUCUUUAGAGUUUAGAUUUUCCAAUCCAAAGGUAACAACCCCGGUUUAAACCUGAAUUUUCAUGUUCAUCAACACAAGACUUCCUACUACAGAAACGUAUGUUGUGAAUUCUAAUAGAUAAAAGAUUAUUGAGUGUCAGAAGACAUGAUAGGUCCAAAAACAUUUUGCUUUGUUUGUCGAGUUCCUCUUUAGGUAAAUAUGUGCUCACCUAUUGUUUAUAAAGAAUUCCAUGAUAUGGUUAUACCUGUAUGUGGGUUUUUUUAUUUAUACACCACCAACUUUGCUUAGAUAAAGGCUGUGAGGAUGAUGCCAGUAAAGGACAAUCAGGAUGUGGCUUGCUUUUUUUGCACCAAGCUCACAACAUGGAAGGGAAAGUACAAGAGAAUAUUUUCUGUGGGUACAACAGGAAUAACUACCUACAACCCAAGUAACCUUGAAAUCACCAAUAAAUGGGCUUAUGGCGAUUUCAUUUCCAUCACCCCCAUGAGGACAGGAAGCCCAUAUGAAUUUCAGAUAAUGAUGAAAAAAGAUCGAAAGAUUGACAAGAUGACAUUCUCUUCAGAACACAGAACUCACUUAUUGACAGAAGCUCUGAAGUUCAGAAAUUGCUUCUCGGAAAAACCCAAAGAAAUAUUGCGAUAUCAAGCCUACAAACAUCACUGGUCAGAUGUAAGACUUCCUGUCAUUCUAGAAGUCACGUCAUUUUCUCUCGACCAGCUGGAUCCCACAACUAAUGAAAUUCUUGCCAGUUAUCACUUCAAAGAUUUUGAGGGAAUUUGUACUGUGUCUGAUUAUCCAGGAGGUUUUGUAAUCGUUUGUGGUGGCUUUGGUCGCCUUCACCUAUUUCAAGCUGUGGAUUAUGAAGAAAUAAAAAUCAAAUUAUUAGAAUCUGCUACUGCGAAUAUAGGAUUAAACAUCAAGGUUCUCAGUACCCCCAUAACUUUGGAAGACUUUCAGAGAGAGAGACUAGGAAAAUACUGCGAUGACGAACACAUUACAGCAGUGUCCGAGUUUGCAGUGUACAAAAUCCACAAAGCAAGACAUUCAGAUCCCGUUCGAAGGACACUUUGUCUGUCAGAGACCUGCAUUCUGGAGAGAGAUCCCCAAACAUACAGUAUUUGCACCCUACAACCCUUGAGUAAUAUUUUUGCCUUAGUUAGAGACUAUACAAACCCCCAGCAGUUCACUAUCGAGUAUCUGAGUGGUCAGAGCAGAACGUAUACAACGACAGACAGGGACUCACUUCUUGCUUCCCUUCUUGAUGGAGUGAGAGCGGCAGGUAAUAAAGACGUCCACGUAACCAUGGUUCCUACUGAACGAGGCCUGAGAUUGGGCCCCUUACACUUGCCAGUGGAGGAAGAGACUGAAAGCUUGCACUUGAAAUUGUUGAUGAAUCCACCUCCGUCAAGGCCUUUUUCUCAGUGUGUCAGACGUUUCAAUGCCAACAUACCUUACAGCGGACUUUUGUACAGUAUUUCUCAGGAAGGAAUAUUUUCGGAAAACAAAGAGAAACUCAUUACUAGCGUGUUGCAAUAUCUGGUAUCGAAAGAGGGAGAACAAAAAACGACCAGCCUGGUGGAACUCGAAGCUCAGUUUCAAGCUCUGAGACGGUUGGUGGCUAGCAAGGUGGGAUAUUCGUCAUUCACAAAGUUACCAGGUUUCAGAGAGGCAGUAGGUCACAAAGUCAUUGCAGCAUUGAAAACGAAUGACUAUGGUGUAACGCAAGCUGCCAUAGAUGUGAUAUGUGCCUUGAUGCAUCCCAUGCAUGAGGACUACGACUUGAGGCAAGAGCAACUGAAUAAAUCGUCCAUACUGCAAACCAAACCUUUUUUGGAGAGUCUUUUGAAUAUGUGGACUAUGCACAUUGCACAGGGAACAGGAGCCUUGAUAGUAUCAGCUAUGUUGGAUUUUUUGACAUUUGCCCUUUGUGUACCAUACAGUGAAACUACAGAUGGAAAACACUUUGACAUACUUUUGGAAAUGGUUUCCGAAAGGGGUAGAAUGCUGUUUCGGUUGUUUCAGCACCCCUCUUUGGCCAUAGUGAAAGGAGCAGGUCUGGUUAUGCGAUCUAUCAUAGAAGAGGGUGAGUCAGAAGUAGCAGAAAAAAUGCAAAAUCUAGCUUUAGCUGAAGGAGCUCUUCCGCGCCAUCUACUGGCUUCACUUUAUACUCAAGGGACCGAUGGGAGAUUACUGACCCACAGACAACUCUCCCGACAUCUCAUCGGACUCUGGGUGACAGGCAAUCCCACUGCAAUGGGUCUUCUCAAAAGAAUCAUGCCUACCGGUUUGAUAGUCUUCUUGGACUCAAAAGAUCAGAUUCCGAAAGAAGCCCUAGAGCAAGAGAUGCUCAACAACAGGGACAACCUAAAAUUGGCUCAAGAUCAUGCAAACAGGUCUAAAAAAAAUCCAAACUGGGUGGCAAUUGAAAGGCAGUUGAAAAACGUCGAAAAAAGGGUGGAGCACUACACAAAUCUUGCUCUUCAGCAUUGGGGUACGAGGGUGGGAAUCACUAUUAAAAGAGAUGAGAAGAUCAAAGAAAGACCGAUUGUUUUGAGAAGGAGAAGAGAAAGGAAGAAAGCAGAAUCGAACUGGCCCCUUUUCUAUUGGAAUUUCAACCAGGAUCACGCUCUACCGAACCUGAUAUGGAAUCAUAAGACUAGGGAAGAGCUUCGAAGUGCCUUAGAAGCUGAAGUGAGGAACUUUACUUCUGAUAGAGAGUUGGCCGGUUUGGCUCUGGUAGCUUGGAAUCACCAAGAAUUUGAAGUGAGUUAUGCUUGUCUUGCGGAUGAGGUGAAGAUUGGAGAUUACUACUUGAGGCUGCUCUUGGAAAUCAAUGACGAUGACUCUCCUAUUCGUAGAUCGUACGAAUUUUUCAAUGACCUCUACCACAGAUUUCUAUUAACAACCAAAGUCGAAAUGAAGUGUAUGUGCCUCCAAGCUAUGUCAAUUGUCUAUGGACGAUACUACGAAGAUAUCGGGCCUUUCAGUGAUACAAAAUAUAUCAUAGGAAUGCUGGAAAGAUGUAUAGACAAGCAAGAACGCGACAGACUGGUAAUGUUCAUUGAAAAACUGAUUUUGCACCAUCGAAAUGUCAGGGAAGUGCUGGAAGUGGGCGGAGUUCAAAUUUUAGUGGACAUAAUGACGUUGGCACACCUACACACCUCUAGGGCUGUGAUACCUACUCAAACCAACGUAAUCGAAGCCGGCGCCGAUAUGAAAAUCGCCGAAGAGAAACAAUGGUAUUAUAACACAGACAAAAGAAGAGAGGGACCUGUUACAUUCAGUGAGUUGAAAGAACUGUUCGAGAAGGGACAAGUGAAUCAUAAAACUAAAUGUUGGGCUAUGGCAGUGACAGGAUGGCGUCCACUUUCUCAACUUUCCCAGUUGAAAUGGUGCCUUUUAGCUAAAGGAACUCCUGUUCUCAAUGAAAGUGAACUAGCUACCUAUAUUCUAAAUAUUCUCAUAAAGAUGUGUCAGUAUUACCCCAGUCGAGACGCAGAUGACGCAGUGGUGAGGCCUCUACCAAAAGUUAAAAGAUUGCUCUCCGAACACACUGUCCUGGCGAAUGUUGUGCAAUUGCUUCUAACUUUUGACCCGAUACUCGUAGAAAAAGUCUCAACACUUUUGUAUGAGGUUAUGAAAGACAAUCCGGAAAUAUCAAAGCUUCACACCACUGGCGUAUUCUACUUUAUAAUGAUGUACACAGGUAGUAAUGUGCUUCCCAUUGCGAGAUUUUUAAAACUGACACACAUGAAGCAGGCGUUUAAGUCAGACGAGGAAUCUUCAGCUAUUAUGCAGAAGAGUAUUUUGGGGAGGCUUCUACCCGAGGCGAUGAUUCAUUAUUUGGAAAAUUAUGAGGCCGAGAAGUUUGCUCAGAUUUAUUUAGGAGAAUUUGACACUCCGGAAGCCAUAUGGAACCAUGAAAUGAGGCGAAUGUUGAUAGAGAAGGUAGCUGCUCAUAUUGCAGAUUUCACUCCCCGAUUGAGGGGUCAUACAAUGGUCAGAUACCAUUACAUACCAAUUCCUGCUGUUCGAUAUCCUCAACUGGAGAAUGAACUGUUUUGUAACAUAUUUUAUCUAAGGCAUCUCUGUGACACUACCAAAUUUCCAGAUUGGCCUAUACCAGAUCCGAUUCAAUUAUUGAAAGACGUCUUGGAAGCUUGGAAAUCCGAGGUGGAGAAGAAACCUCCUCAGAUGACUAUCAGAGAUGCCUACGAAAAUCUGGGUCUCGAAGACAAACAUCACGAUGAGGCAACUGUAAGAAAGGCCUACUACAGAUUGGCUCAACAGUUUCAUCCUGAUAAAAAUCCGGAAGGAAGAGAUACUUUUGAGAAAGUUAACCAAGCGUACGAGUUUCUGUGUAGCCGCAGCAGUUGGGAUGGUGAUGGCCCCAAUCCUCACAACAUAGUAUUGGUGUUACAAACUCAGAGCAUCCUGUUCAAAAGGUAUUCCGAAGAAUUGCAACCGUAUAAAUACGCCGGCUAUCCUCAGUUAAUAAAAACAAUCAAAAUUGAAACCGCAGACGAACAACUGUUCUCUAAGAAUGCCCCGUUACUCACUGCAGCCUGCGAGCUGGCCUACCACACGGUGGACUGCUCCGCUUUGAAUGCCGAGGAGCUCAGAAGAGAAGACGGGCUUGAGGUAUUGCUCGAAGCUUAUACGAGGUGCGUUAACGUCUUGAACAACUCUUCAAAACCAGAUGAAGUGCCUGUACAGGUCUGUAUGCACAUCACGAAAUGCUUUACCGUAGCAGCCCAGUUCCCUGGUUGCCGAGAACGCAUGGUGGACUUGAAGCAGUUGAUCAGCGACUUGUGCAGGAUAUUGUAUUUCAAGCAUCUUACCAAAUUGUGUUCAAUUGCAACGGAAUGUGUCACCGCUCUUUCCCUAGACUCGAUCCUGCAACUAGAACUUUUGAAAUCAGGCGCUUUGUGGUCUCUUCUCCUCUACAUGUUCAACUAUGAUUUCACCUUAGAAGAAGGUGGUGUAGAGCGUAGUGAAGAUGCAAACAAACAAGAAAUCAGCAAUAGGUUGGCUAAGGAAUCUGUGAAAGCGUGUUCUGCGCUAGGAGGUUAUAUUGUGGGAGAUGGCAAACCUCCUCCCAACAAUCUCACCAGAGAGAUUCUGAAUACUCUACUCACACCUUAUAUAAGCGAUCAACUAGGAAACGAGAAAUCAGAAGAGAUAUUGAAGACACUGAACAGCAAUAGCUGCACUCCUUACUUAUUGUGGGACAAUGGAACUAGAGCAGAAUUGUUGGACUUUCUGGAAAGCCAAAGAAACAAUAGGAAUGAAAUCGAUUUGAACAUUUGCAGCGAUUUUACCUACUCUGCACAUUCUGGAGAACUUAAAAUUGGUGGCGUUUUUAUCAAAAUUUACAAUCAACAGCCUACUUUUCCCAUAAAAGACCCAAAGAGUUUCGUGAUAGAAUUACUGGGUUUCCUUAAAGAACAAUCACAAUAUCUCUUCAACCUAGUUAACAUAGCUUAUUCUGUUACCAUAGAAGAUAGGAUAAAAAAUACUGUGAUGGCUCUCGAAGCUCUAACGAAUGUGAUAAGAAACAAUACUAGUGUCGAAAUGCAGUGCAUCGGUCAUUUUAGACUCCUAUUUAGGUUACUAACCGUUAGCGAGAUACCCGUUCAAAAAGGCGCUUUGAAUGUCAUAUCCUUAAUAACGAGGAAUAACGAGUGCAUCAAUGAUAUCGCCGCCAGUGACGUCCUAGGUUAUCUCCUUCUGGUGUUGUAUAGCCUGCAAGAUUCUCAACUCCAAACCUUGGAAGCGCUAUAUGCUCUCAUGGCGACCACAAAAAUAGUGAAAGAAGCCUUGAACAAAGGAGCUGUGAUAUAUCUCCUAGACCUGUUUUGUAACUCGACGAACCCCCACGUCAGACAGUCUUGCGCCGAACUUCUUGCUAGAAUGAAUCUCGAUAAGUUGGUUGGUCCAAAAGUGAGGUUAGCUUUGGGUGCGUUUCUUCCGCCUAUUUUCGCUGAUGCCAUGCGAGAUAAUCCCGAGACAUCAGUGACUAUGUUUGAAUCUGCGCACGAACAUCCGGAACUCAUUUGGGACCAGGAAGCCAAGGAUAGAGUUUGCACGAUAGUUUCCAAGUUCAGAAGAGAGCAUCAAACAUCUCAAAUGUCCAAUCCCUCGGCGCUCUGGAAAAUGCCCGAUACUAAUGGUCUCACCAAUAUUGCUACGCCUAACGAAGUUGUGGUGGCUGGUGUUUAUCUUAGAAUUUUUAUCGCGAAUCCUUCUUGGACAUUGAGAAAACCGAGAGAAUUCCUCACAGAAUUGCUAGAGACUUGCCUGAAUAUGAUGAGUAAAGAUAAACCGAAUAUCGAACUGCUGGAACUUUGUACGACUUCCUUGUGUUCUCUCCUGCAAGCCCAACCUGCUCUGCUGGACCUGAUACCUUCCAUGGGACACAUACCACGUUUGUGCAGACAAAUGGGCUCCAAUAUACGACAAGUAGUGGUUCCAAAAUCGGCCAUUUCUAUUUUGAAUUCUUUAUCCAUGAGUAACAUUUGCAUUGGUGCUCUAGCUCAGACUGAGUGCAUGCAUCCUCUGAAACAGGCGAUGCAAGUUCGUAAGGAUAUGGUGGCUGUAGCUUGCGAAGCUCUCAGCAGGCUCUUUUCCAGUAAUCAGGAUCAACUGGUAAAACAAGCUCUAGAUGUGGAAUUCGUUCAGUUUUUACUCAGUCUCCUCGAGGCCAGAUUGGAUCUAGUCGAUAAUCCUGCCAUGACAAAAGCACAAAUCGUGAAAGCCUUGAAGUCGAUGAGCAGAAAUUUAUUGUAUGGCGAUAAGGUCAGCUCGAUUCUUGACAAAAGCACCAUAUGGUCAGAGUAUAAGGAUCAAAGACAUGAUUUAUUUAUUUCCAAUACUAACAUUGCCGGAUAUUUGACAGCAGGUACCCCUACCGCCGCAGGCUACUUGACGCAAGGUCCCAGCGCCAAGGUGAAUGUGGCACCUCCACCAAUCGGAAGAGAGGAUUCGCCCAUGAAAUCAGAUGGUCUUUGACUCGCCAUUG
Molecule: messenger RNA, 7120 nt
Organism: Leptinotarsa decemlineata (Colorado potato beetle)
Lineage: Eukaryota; Metazoa; Arthropoda; Insecta; Coleoptera; Chrysomelidae
Gene: Rme-8
Product: Receptor mediated endocytosis 8
Biological process (GO): receptor-mediated endocytosis; endosome organization; regulation of early endosome to late endosome transport
Cellular component (GO): endosome membrane
Source: RefSeq, a predicted model, not a curated record